Molecule: messenger RNA, 1452 nt
Organism: Periophthalmus magnuspinnatus
Lineage: Eukaryota; Metazoa; Chordata; Actinopteri; Gobiiformes; Gobiidae
Gene: baiap2l2b
Product: BAR/IMD domain containing adaptor protein 2 like 2b
Exons: 14
Coding region: 1-1452 (483 amino acids)
Biological process (GO): positive regulation of actin filament polymerization; plasma membrane organization; actin crosslink formation
Cellular component (GO): cytosol; nucleoplasm
Molecular function (GO): protein binding
Source: RefSeq, a predicted model, not a curated record
AUGUCAGGAUUAAGUAGUGAGCAGCUCCACAAGUCUACGCUGGCCGUGUAUAUGAACUUAAUGGAGCACUUCAAUCCGGGCCUGCAAAAGCUUGUGGAUCUAGGCACCAGUUACGUCCAAGCAUUCCAAGCCCUGGCAACCUGCAGCGAGUCUUACUUCACUGCCCUGGCAAAGAUGGGGGACCAGGCUCUGCACUCCCUCUCAUCACACACCCUAGGGGAAGUGAUGCUCCAGAUUUCAGAGACUCAGAGAAGGCUGACCACAGAGAUGGAGGGAGUAUUCCGGUGGUUCCAGAAUGAGGUCCUACAGGCCAUGCAAAAAAAUGUAAAGCUGGAUGAAGAGUAUAUUGCUGGCAGUCGCAGAGUCUAUGAGGUGGAGGUGAGGAACCAGGCAAAGGCCCUGGAGAAGGAGCUAAGACGAGGAGGAUACAGAGACUCUCUGGAGAAGAGUGAGUACAUGCAGUUCCUGAGGCAGAGCCAGCAGGAGAUCCUAAAGGAGGAGGAACGGAGGUAUCGGUUUGUGGCUGAGAAGCACUGUGUCCUCACUCAGUCCCUACUCUUCUUAAUGAUGAAGACAGGAUCCUCUCUCCAUCAGAAAGCAGAUGGAUGGAAGCAGAAGGUGAACGACUCCAAGAAUUCUCGGCCCAGGACUCCCAAUGUUGUGGAGCAGGAGGCGCAGCUCCAGUCGUCGGUGAGCUCUCUUCUUCAGGCUGUAGCCAGAGAUGAGGACAUGUCGUGGGCCAAGCGGGAGCAGCAGGCACUGGGUAGAGUGCCCUCUAGAGCACCCUCUCCUGUCCCGAGCCGUGUGCGCUCCAGCUCAGUAGGCGAGUCUCUGGGUCUGGGCACUGGCAAAGUCAUGAGAGCUGUGGUGUCACAUCCCUCCUCCUCUAACCCCAAACUGCUGCCCUUCUGUAAGGGAGAACUCAUCACUGUGCUGGUGGAGGAGCCUCGCAAUGGGUGGCUCUAUGGGCGCAUCGACAGCAGCCUGUGUCAGGGCUGGUUUCCUGCAGCAUACGUGGCCGCCGAGGACCUUUCCAACGCUUUCAGCAGCGGCACCUCUGUCAGAAGCCACAGUAUGAAUAAUCUGCUGGAUCCUUCUGAUGCUUUGACGGAGGACAUCAGGAGCAGAGGCCCCGAUGAGUUCCUCCAGGCACCCUCUCCCGAGAUCCAACUGCUGCCUGCACUGGAACGGAAGAGUGAAACAUCAGCAGAGCCGAAGUCCUCUCCCAACAAGAUCUCCUGUGAAACUGUGGUACCUGCUCCAUCUCCUGUCCACAGCCUCAGGCCCACAUCCCCUCAGCCCAUCAAGAAGAGCGAGGCCAGCGCGGAGCCUCAGACAUUGUCACCUCACGGACCUGAAAACCCGCUGUUUCCCAGAGGUACCAAUCCAUUUGCAACUGUGAAGCUGAAACCAACAACCACUAACGACAGGUCUGCUCCUCGAAUCCACUGA